Messenger RNA from Helianthus annuus (common sunflower), 2039 nucleotides. Its product is annotated as calcium-dependent protein kinase 1. Lineage: Eukaryota; Viridiplantae; Streptophyta; Magnoliopsida; Asterales; Asteraceae. Gene Ontology annotation, biological process: protein autophosphorylation; peptidyl-serine phosphorylation; intracellular signal transduction. The transcript is spliced from 8 exons. The record is from RefSeq and is a predicted model, not a curated record. Gene Ontology annotation, cellular component: cytoplasm; nucleus. Gene Ontology annotation, molecular function: ATP binding; calcium/calmodulin-dependent protein kinase activity; calcium ion binding. Bases 198 to 1781 code for a protein of 527 amino acids.
AUGGUAGUUGAUUAUUUAUAAAAAUCAUGUGAUUUCAUUCACACGCCAUUGACAAAUCUACCCUCUGCCUCACUCAAGAAACCCCAACACCCCAAGGACUUGUUAGUAAUUACCCAUCCCACUCCUGUUCGGACAUCUCAACAUAUCUCCCACAUAACUUUGACUCUGAUCUUGACUUCACUAACUCCCACCAGAUAAUGGGCAAUUGCAACGGCGUUCCGGCAACUGCCAACGGCGGCACCACCACCACCACCACCACCUCUAACUCCGCCACCUCAACUGAACAGCCAACACCUCACCAACAAACUCCACCUAAAACACUCAAUAUCCUCCCGGCAUCCUCACCACCACCGCCACGUCAUCCUCCGCCGGCGACCGUCGGCCGUGUCCUCGGCCGGCCACUGGAAGACGUCCGCGACACCUACACAAUCGGCCGCGAGCUCGGCCGCGGUCAAUUCGGCGUGACCUAUCUCGUCACACACAAAACCACGCGCCAACAGUUCGCGUGCAAAUCAAUCGCCAUGCGGAAGCUCAUCAACAAGGACGACAUCGAAGACGUCCGGCGAGAGGUUCAAAUCAUGCAUCACUUAACCGGUCACCGGAAUAUCGUGGAGCUUAAAGGUGCAUACGAAGAUCGGCACUCGGUGAACCUAAUUAUGGAGCUGUGUGCCGGUGGUGAGCUUUUUGAUCGGAUUAUUGCUAAAGGACAUUAUUCGGAGCGUGCGGCCGCUAAUUUGUGCCGGCAGAUUGUUACGGUGGUGCAUAACUGUCAUACGAUGGGAGUUUUUCAUCGAGAUUUGAAGCCGGAGAACUUUUUGCUGUUGAGUACGGAUGAAGACUCGCCGUUGAAGGCUACCGAUUUUGGACUUUCAGUGUUCUUUAAGCCAGGUGAUGUAUUUAGAGACCUUGUUGGAAGUGCGUAUUAUGUGGCCCCUGAAGUGUUGCGCAGGCAUUAUGGUGCUGAGGCGGAUAUUUGGAGUGCAGGUGUAAUUCUCUAUAUUUUACUCAGUGGUGUCCCACCAUUUUGGGGAGAAACCGAGCAGAACAUUUUUGAUUCGGUUUUACGUGGGAAUCUCGAUUUUGUGUCUGAUCCUUGGCCAAGUAUCUCAAGUAGCGCUAAAGAUCUUGUCAAAAAGAUGCUACAGUCUGACCCUAAAGCAAGGCUUACCGCGGUUGAAGUCUUAAAUCAUCCAUGGAUGAGAGAAGAUGGUGAUGCAUCAGAUAAGCCCAUUGAUAUUGCUGUUCUUUCAAGAAUGAAACAGUUCCGUGCAAUGAACAAACUUAAAAAAGUAGCUCUCAAGGUAAUUGCAGAAAACCUUUCUGAAGAAGAGAUUAUUGGGUUGAAAGAAAUGUUCAAAUCAAUGGACACUGAUAACAGCGGUACCAUAACUUACGAAGAACUGAAAGCGGGUCUUCCCAAACUCGGUACCAAGCUUUCCGAGACAGAAGUCAGGCAAUUGAUGGAAGCGGCGGAUGUUGAUGGCAAUGGAACAAUAGAUUAUAUCGAAUUUAUUUCUGCUACAAUGCAUUUGAAUCGUGUUGAAAGGGAAGACCACUUGUAUAAAGCCUUUGAGUACUUCGACAAGGACAACAGCGGAUAUAUAACAGUGGAAGAACUGGAGCAUGCCUUGAAGAAAUACAAUAUGGGUGAUGAGAAAACGAUAAAGGAGAUCAUUGCAGAAGUUGACACGGAUAAUGAUGGGAGAAUAAACUAUGACGAAUUUGCAGCCAUGAUGAGGAAAGGAAACCCGGAGAUGGUCACGAAUAGACGUCGUAAGUAAAACAAAAUUUGUUCUCCUGUUUUCCUCGUUCGCAUAACCCGAUAGCAGCACGGGGUUCCUGUUGGGUUUCUAAUGAAAAUCAUUACUCUUUAUCUAUUUAUAAACUAUUGUCUUGAGGGUGUGAACAUCCAUUUUUUUGUUGUGAGGGUACAUUUUUUCUUCUGGGGUCUAGUAAUUUGUUAUCCCUGAAGCAACAGACUGAUGCUUGUUAUAGAUAUUUAUAUAUAUUUAUAAUGUACGAAUUUAUUGUUUUUGAAA